AAGAUGAUGAACUCUUCUCUUCUAACUCCGUCAUCUUCUUCUUCUUCCCAUAUCCAAACUCCGGCCACGGCGUUCGACCACGAAGACUUCCUCGAUCAAAUCUUUGCCUCCGCCCCAUGGCCAUCCGUCGUAGACGAAGCUCAUCCUCCUCCUCCCUCCGAUGGCUUCGGCGACUCGAGGCAUCAACAGAUCAUGAUGAUGCCUUUAUCGUCACACCAUCAAAACGACGUCGCUGAUGGCUCCGCCGUCCACGCUCUUUACAAUGGCUUCUCCGCCGGGUCGGGGGGUGGAUUGAUGAACCAGCAAGGACAAACGCAAACGCAGUCACAAACGCAACCGCAGGCAAGUGCGUCUACAGCUACUGGCGGUACGGCGGCGGCUCCGCCGCAGAGUAGGACUAAAGUCAGAGCUAGGAGAGGUCAAGCAACUGAUCCUCACAGUAUCGCCGAACGGUUACGAAGAGAGAGAAUUGCGGAGAGAAUGAAAGCUCUUCAAGAACUCGUUCCUAACGGCAAUAAGACAGACAAGGCAUCGAUGCUCGAUGAGAUUAUAGAUUAUGUCAAGUUUUUACAACUCCAAGUCAAGGUACUGAGCAUGAGCAGAUUGGGUGGUGCUGCUUCCGUUUCGUCUCAAAUCUCUGAGGCAGGUGGAACCCACGGAAACGCAUCCUCCGCCGUCUCCGGCGGUAAUCAGACGGCCGGAAACUCCAACGACGGCUUAACGAUGACGGAGCAUCAAGUGGCGAAGUUAAUGGAAGAAGACAUGGGCUCGGCCAUGCAGUACCUUCAAGGGAAAGGUCUCUGUCUCAUGCCAAUCUCUUUAGCCACUGCCAUCUCAACAGCCACGUGUCACUCUCGUAGCCCUUUGAUCUCUGGAGCCGCCGACGUUGUAGGUCCUACUUCUCCCAAUCUUUCCGGCAUGACCGUACAGUCAACGAACACUGUGAAGUUAAAUGGUAACGGUAGUGGUAACGGCGUGACUGAGAGGUCGUCGUCCAUCGCCGGCAAAGAGUCUGUGUCCGCUUCGAAGCCGUGAUAACGGCCGUUUUCUUUUUCUUUUCUUUUUUUUUUAACUUUUGGGGUUAGGCAAAGAGAAACCCAAAACAAAACUGAGAAAGUAGGGUGAAGUGGGAGAUUAAGUCAACCAACUUUGGGUCAAAGUCUACGAAGAUUAAGGUGAAGUUGUUUGAUGCGUUCUCUAAACAGCAGUAUCUUUCGCAGAGUUUUGGUUCCUUUACCUACACCACUCAAAAGGACAGGACAUUUCUUUUUCUUUUUCUAAAUAUGUUGCGAUGUUUCUUAUUUAUUAUAAUAAAGUUUGUUUCUUUGAUCCGAAUGUAUCAUUGGGUAGGAAAGAAUAUACUAUUAUUGGUUUUUUUAUACAUGUAGCUGACAUUAUGUUAAAUGUUACUAUAUUAC
This is a messenger RNA of Thlaspi arvense, 1418 nucleotides long. The record is from the annotation of a GenBank genome assembly. NCBI's taxonomy places the organism in Eukaryota, Viridiplantae, Streptophyta, Magnoliopsida, Brassicales, Brassicaceae.